Vicia villosa (hairy vetch) is the source of this 2250-nucleotide messenger RNA. Its product is annotated as protein VAPYRIN-like. The record is from RefSeq and is a predicted model, not a curated record. Bases 363 to 1988 code for a protein of 541 amino acids. Lineage: Eukaryota; Viridiplantae; Streptophyta; Magnoliopsida; Fabales; Fabaceae. Gene Ontology annotation, molecular function: protein binding. The transcript has a single exon.
GUUUUCUAAAUUAUACACAAAAAUUAGAAUAAGUCAUCAUUGAUAUUUUCAUCACCACUUGGCACAUUCUAGUUAUAGCCGGCACCUAUAGCAACAGUUUUUUCAUUCACACUUUACCUUAAAAUAUAAUCAAUUCUUCACCAAACCCCUUCACCAUUUCACAUCACACUUUCUCUUCUCCUUCACUUCUUUUCCUCAUGCUACUUUUCUUCUAAACUCACCAACAAAAACAACCAAAAAAAUCUUCCUUAAACCAUCAUAAACUGUUGCUAAACAUCAAAAACAGCAACAAAUCAAACUGUUGCUAAACAUCAACAGCAACAGAAACAAACUGUUGGUAAAGAUCAAACACAAAAAAAAACAUGGAUAGACUCAUAAGGUUAGAUCCAUCAAACAUAGUACUAAUAAGAGUUGAACAAGGACAAAAAUGUCAAGGAAAAAUAACCUUAAACAAUGUCAUGUACACUAUGCCAGUUGCAUUUAGGAUUCAACCACUCAUCAAAACUAGAUACACUAUCAAACCUCAAUCAGGAAUCAUUUCACCAUUAGCUUCACUUGUGAUAGAGAUAACAUAUCAUCCUCCACAGCAACAAGGUUCAAGUAAUCUUCCUCACUCUUUUCCUUUUUCAGAUGAUUCAUUUCUUCUACACAGUGUUCUUGCUCCUGGUGCAGCCAUCAAAGAGCCUUCAUCCAUGUUUGAUUCUGUCCCAAGUGAUUGGUUCACUACUAAGAAAAAACAGGUUUUCAUUGAUAGUGCAAUCAAAGUCAUGUUUGUAGGGUCACAAAUUUUGACUCAACUUGUUGAAGAUGGUAACUCAAUGGAUGAUAUAAGAGAAGUGCUUGAAAAGAGUGAUCCUUUAUGGGAAUCUGUUAACUCUAAAGACUCAAAGGGACAAACUUUGCUUCAUUUGGCUAUUUCGAAAACAAGACCUGAUCUUGUUCAAUUGAUCCUUGAAUACAAGCCUGAUAUUGAAGCUACAAAUAGCGUUGGAUCGACUCCGCUUGAGGCCGCGUCUUCCUCGGGCGAAUCGUUGAUUGUCGAGCUUCUUUUAGCUCAUAAGGCCAACACAGAAGGAUCAGAAUCUUCGAUUUUUCGACCUAUUCAUCACGCGUCGAGAGAAGGACACAUGGAGAUUCUCAGGCUUCUUUUACUUAAAGGUGCAAAAGUUGAUUCAUUGACAAAAGAUGGUAACACUUCUUUACACUUAGCUGUUGAAGAAAAAAGAAGAGACUGUGCUAGGCUUUUGUUGGCUAACGGCGCGCGAACCGAUUUUCGGAGCACAAGAGAAGGUGAUACACCUUUGCACAUAGCAGCAGCCAAUGGAGAUGAGAACAUGGUGAAGCUUUUAUUGCAUAAAGGAGCUACAAAAUAUGUGAGAAACAAACUAGGGAAAACCGCGUUCGAUGUUGCGGCCGAAAACGGUCACUCGCGCCUCUUCGACGCGCUUCGUUUAGGGGACAGUUUAUGCGUGGCAGCGCGAAAAGGCGAGGUGAGGACAAUCCAAAAGGUUUUGGAAAGUGGUGGAGUGAUCAAUGGAAGAGAUCAAAAUGGAUGGACAUCACUUCAUAGGGCUUCAUUCAAAGGAAGAAUAGAUGCUGUUAGGUUUCUUGUGGAGAAAGGUAUUGAUUUGGAUGCAAAAGAUGAAGAUGGUUACACUGCUUUGCAUUGUGCUGCUGAAUCAGGACAUGCUGAUGUGACUGAGUUUUUGGUUAAGAAAGGUGCUGAUGUUGAAGCAAGGACUAAUAAAGGUGUUAGUGCUUUGCAAAUUGUGGAGUCAUUGAACUAUGUAGGGAUUACAAGAAUACUUGUUAAUGGAGGUGCUAGUAGAGAAGGUUUAGGUGAAAAAUUUCCAUCUACACCUUCUAAGAUACCUUUUGGGAGUAAAGUUGAAGGUGGAAGUGUGAUGACGAUGAAGAAGAAAAUGAGUAGUCGAACUCGAGCGCUACGAGGUAGCUUUGAUCGUUCGAUGCCUUUGGCUGUUCUCUAGUAAUAGAAUCAGGCAAAAGUUUUAAAUUGUAGUUGCAGUCGCAAUUAAGAUUAUAUUGUGAAAUUUGUUAUUAUAAAAAAUUGCAUGUUGUAAUUGUAGUUGUAUAAUGUAAUUUAAAACAUUGGAGUUGUGAGUGUGAUUUGGAACAUUUGAAUGAUGAGAUAAUUUUAUUUUGGGUUUUAGGUGUAAUUUGUUGAUGGAAUUGUAGAUUUGAAAAGUGAGAAAAAUGUUAAUUGUAAUUUUAGAAGCUUUGUAGUUUAAU